Messenger RNA from Rhinichthys klamathensis goyatoka, 1408 nucleotides. It is a transcript of the gene cfap53, whose product is annotated as cilia and flagella associated protein 53. The record is from RefSeq and is a predicted model, not a curated record. NCBI's taxonomy places the organism in Eukaryota, Metazoa, Chordata, Actinopteri, Cypriniformes, Leuciscidae. Bases 10 to 1023 code for a protein of 337 amino acids. The transcript has 7 exons.
AAAAUUACCAUGUUGACAGCUCACCGAAGAAGGACACGGGAGAUUACUGGACCUGUACAUUCCGUGGCAGUGAGAGCCAGACAUCCUUUAUCCAAAGACAUAGACAACCUUUUUCUGAGGAGAAGGAAACAGGAGGCGACACAGAAUGAGGUUCUGGAGUUUACCAAGGAUCAUAGCUCCUGUGAUGUGAGAAUGCAAUGGGAAAGAAACACACAGCGCCGGAUGGUUUCGGCCACUAUUAGUAGACAUCUACAGGAAGCAAGAGAGCAGUACCACAUAGGCAUUGACGAAAAGAGGGAAAGGCUUCGUGAGCUGCUGGAGUCAGAAGAGCAGGAACUCUUCAGGGAGAUGGAGGCAAAAAAAGAGACAGUGUUGGAGAGGCAGGCUAAGAUGCAUGAAAGAGCCACGACUCUACGAGAGAGAAGGGAGAGCGAGAGACAGAGGCUUGUUGCUGAUAAACUGGAGCUUAAAGAGGAGCAGCACAGGUACCGGGAGCAUCUAGCAGAGCAGCUGAAAGAGCAGAAACGACAGGAAGCUGAGACUGAGCAACUGUUUGAAUCAGAGCUCCAGCAGGCCUGGGCCCGCAGGGAGGCACAGUGGCGUCUGGAAAAGGCAGCGAGAGACAGACUCAUGAAGGAUGUCAUGGACACUCGCCGGUUGCAGAUCCAGGAGAAGUUGAACGAGAACCUGCAGAAACAGGCUGAGACUUUCAAAGAGAGAGAGGAGCUUGACCGAAUCAUUCAAGAGAACAAAUUGCUGGAUGACGAAGAAAAGACUCGUUUAAGGGAGGCCUCUCAGGAGUAUCAGGCUGAUUUACUGGCUCAGAUGCUGCACCGCCAGCGCAUUUGUGAAGCAGAACAAGCUGAGAAAGAACACGAGUUCCAGGAGGGUCUAAUGUACCAGGAGCAGUACAAUAAGAAGAUUCAGGACAUUCUUUCAAGGCCCAUAUCCGGCACCACAGCAGUUCAUCCCUUCAGGAGACGAGAGCGCCGCUGCUCCAGCUCUGGUGGACAGUUGGCAUAAAUCCAAACCAAUUCUACUCACAACAUUAGUAACAUUCUUAACUUUAGUAUACGAUAUUCUAAAAACAGAACUUUCAGUGAAGUUCCUAACUUUCAUGCUCAUUUCUGAAUAACUGUAUGCGGUUUGUUUUACACAUUUGUGUGAUCUGUGAUCAGAUUCAUUAUCCCGUGUCAAAGUUUGUAUUCAGGCGUACAGUAAAUACAAGUCUGACUGGAUUAGCUUGUUUUGAGGUAGAUAUUUGCAUGUUUAAAAGAUUAUUUCAAGAAAGCAAAUAAUUUCAAUGAAUAGAAUGUGAAGAGUGUCUUCACAUAGAUUUCACAUAGAAGACUUCCUUAUGCACCGCCUUUUAACACCAACCAUCUAAUUAAAAACUUGAGACACUGUC